Ilex paraguariensis (yerba mate) is the source of this 1646-nucleotide messenger RNA. NCBI's taxonomy places the organism in Eukaryota, Viridiplantae, Streptophyta, Magnoliopsida, Aquifoliales, Aquifoliaceae. The record is from the annotation of a GenBank genome assembly.
UCUAUGAUGAGAACAGUUUCAAUUCUUUCUUUUUUAUUCUUCUUUACUUUUUUGAAGAUAAGGAGAUGCUUUAUGAAGUCGCCAUGGAAGCUCGAAUUAUAGUCCUUACAUGGCUGUGGCUGCAUUUAAUGGAACCAGACAUGGAAUUUAUGGUUCAACAUUUGAGAGGAUCUUUAGGAGCAACAAUGUCCAUUUACUUGGUCAUAUGGCUAGUUCUUCUUUUCAGGCACAAAGUGCCCGGAGAAACCUCGAAAAUCCGGCAGAGCCUCCAUUGUUUCAAGCUCCUAGUUCAUGGCGAACUUCAUAUAGAACAAAUUCAAUUGAACUUAACUCCAUCACAGAGCUACAAGAUAGAGAAAAAGAUCAAGUGCAUGGUUCUCUUUCCCGAGACAAAAACUGGCUGAGAAGUUUGAAGGACAGUAAUGUUGAUAGUAGUUUAUCACUUUCUUUGUUCUCAUCUUCAGCCUCAAAGUCUAGCAGAUUAGAAGAAAGUGACGGUAGUAGAAAACAACCAAGAAUGGCAACUAUUUCGGAUCAAAGGCUUGUUGUUGAUGGUGGGGAUCACCAUGUUUAUAACCUUAGCCAGCUUCCCAUGCUACAAGACAAACAAACAAAGGAUACGAGUAAAAGUGAGAAUACAAAAGACUCCAAGACAACCCCUAGCACCAUAAAUGAAGCAGAGGAUGAGGAAGAGGAAGUUGAUGACAAUCCUAGACCGACAAAUGGAGCAAGCUCGAGCAAUAGCACUGCUGAAGAGAAUGGGAAAAAGGCAGCUUCUAGAUCUGUAAGGCAGUAUGUACAACCAAAGAACCCGAGGCUCCGGUGGACUCCUGAUCUUCAUCUUCGGUUUAUUCAUGCUGUGGAAAGGUUGGGAGGACAAGAUAGAGAAAGACCUAAGUUAGUUCUUCAAUCAAUGAAAAUCAAAGGCCAUAGCAUCGCCCAUGUCAAGAGUCAUCUUCAGACGUACAGGAGCAAGAAGAUUGAUGAUCCCAAUCAAGCUAUUUCAGAUCAAAGGCUCGCUGUUGAUGGUGGGGAUCACCAUAUUUAUAACCUUAGCCAGCUUCCCAUGCUACAGGAUAAGGAGAUGCUUUAUGAAGUCGCCAUGGAAGCUCGAAUUAUAGUCCUUACAUGGCUGUGGCUGCAUUUAAUGGAACCAGACAUGGAAUUUAUGGUUCAACAUUUGAGAGGAUCUUUAGGAGCAACAAUGUCCAUUUACUUGGUCAUAUGGCUAGUUCUUCUUUUCAGGCACAAAGUGCCCGGAGAAACCUCGAAAAUCCGGCAGAGCCUCUAUUGUUUCAAGCUCCUAGUUCAUGGCGAACUUCAUAUAGAACAAAUUCAAUUGAACUUAACCCCAUCACAGAGCUACAAGAUAGAGAAAAAGAUCAAGUGCAUGGUUCUCUUUCCCGAGACAAAAACUGGCUGGUGAAUCUGGAAGAAACAAGAACGCAAAAAAGAAAGGUUUUAGAUUCAGAUUGUGAUCAAAAUUUGAAUCUCUCGCUGAAAAUGACACCAAAACAUGAUGUUUUUUAGAGAAGUUUGAAGGACAGUAAUGUUGAUAGUAGUUUAUCACUUUCUUUGUUCUCAUCUUCAGCCUCAAAGUCUAGCAGAUUAGAAGAAAGUGACGGUAGUAGAAAACAACCAAGAAU